This is a messenger RNA of Tinamus guttatus (white-throated tinamou), 1395 nucleotides long. The record is from RefSeq and is a predicted model, not a curated record. Lineage: Eukaryota; Metazoa; Chordata; Aves; Tinamiformes; Tinamidae.
AUGGAAAGGCAGGUGCUGGGCAUGCAGCAGUGUUUUGUUAAAGCGAGUGAUCACCCAGCUGUCGUCAUUCCCAGAUGUGGCCCAGCAAGUCCAUUUAAAGGACACUUAAGUACUAAAAGUAAUGCUUUCUGCAUUGAUUCCUCACAGAGUCUAACUAAUCAGUACCUAAUCAGAGAUCACCUGAUGUUUCAUUAUAACAAAAUCCUUUCAGCCAAAGCAGCUGUAGAUUGUUCAGCACCCAGAAGUAGGUUGACCAGCAUCAAAUUUGCAGACCAGCAAAGAAGAGAGAAACUGAAAAAGAAGAUAGCCAGGUGUGAAAAGGAGAUGAGUGAGGGUAAAAAUGCCUCACGAUCCAGCUCAAGAGAGAGCGGAAGGAUGCUGUCUUCUUCUUUGGGAAAGAGUUCCUUGGAAGCAGAAGACAGCAACCUUCUCUUCCCCUCUGCUCAGCGAGCAUAUUACUGCCCUAGAGUACUGCUGCCUCCCGGCGAGCAGGACUUGGUUCGCUUCAGUCCUGUAAAAUAUUCCAGAAAAUAUUCUCGAAAUACUUCUAACAACUCAAACUCAAGUGUCAGGACAUCAAGUCCACAAAGAAAAACCUCGGGACUUUCAUGUAGUUGCUCCACUGAUAGUUUUGUCGGCAUCAGUCAUUCCCAGCAGCGUCAAGAAACUAAAUCCAAGGUAUACAGCAGGGAUCUCCUAGAGAGGCACUCUGACUUCUUUACUAGUAGUCACAAACCUUUUACUCCACGCACCUUAAUAUCAGAUGCUAAAUCCUUCCUGUCACAGUACAGGUAUUACACUCCCGCGCGGAGGAAAAGGAAAAGUCGCUAUAAGCAGCAGGUGGAUGCUGAAACACAGACUGAUGUAAGCAGGUACAGAGAUCAGUUCUUUGAUUUAUAUAAAGAUCUUAUUCUUAGGAAAAUGCGCCAUCUGCUGGACGUGCUCAGGGAGGAGCUGGGGGCCGCGCAGGAGGCCGGGUCCGCCGGCCCAGCGCAGGGGCACAGCCAGGCCGCGCGCAGGGACGGCGCCUUCGGCACCGGGGACUUGCUGUGGACGGAACCCACCGCGCGCCGAUCACCCGUGGGUUUGGAGACGUCGAGGGAGAGGCAGAGCAAGGGGGCUUUGUCACCAGAUGUGGCUGAAAUGAUGGAUGCUGCGACAGACACUCGCUCUUCUGCGAAAUCUGAACGUGGCCGAGGAAUUUCACCCACAUUUGAUGCCACUUUAAACUCUAUUACUUGUGACAGUGAUUUGGAAAUCAACAAGGACCUGGAUGACCUUGAAGAAAGCUUUGCAGAGGCCCUUCAGCUCUCGCCUGGCUAUCCAGAGUAGUAGCCAAAAUUUAGCUGCUAGCUAGGGAUGGAGAUAGUUCUGUGGAGAACUGCCCUUCACAGA